Molecule: messenger RNA, 541 nt
Organism: Nicrophorus vespilloides
Lineage: Eukaryota; Metazoa; Arthropoda; Insecta; Coleoptera; Silphidae
Product: achaete-scute homolog 1-like
Exons: 3
Coding region: 1-483 (160 amino acids)
Biological process (GO): regulation of transcription by RNA polymerase II; developmental process
Molecular function (GO): protein dimerization activity; RNA polymerase II transcription regulatory region sequence-specific DNA binding; DNA-binding transcription factor activity, RNA polymerase II-specific
Source: RefSeq, a predicted model, not a curated record
AUGCCCAACUACUGGACCCAAAAAGAGGUCUACGAUUCAUGGAUGGAUCGCGAAGCUCACGUUACGGCGCCGUCCUGGGCAGAUGGAGACGACGAGGACAAUGGGCACUGCGAUGUGUCCAAACAGCCUUUGAGAGAAAAGAAUUGCAGGAAGAAUGGGAAGUACACCCACGUGCCUCACAGAGAUAAACCACCGCAGGUUGUCGCGAGGAGGAACGCUCGGGAACGAAAUCGAGUUCAAGCCGUCAAUAGUGCCUUCAUGAAGUUGAGGAAGGCUGUGCCAUACGAGAAUAACAGGGGAAAGCGGAUUAGUAAGGUAAAGACUCUUCAAAAUGCCAUCGAAUACAUUAACAAUCUACAGGAACUCUUAAGGAACGAUGGAUAUUGCGAACCAUUAAACAUAGUGGCAAGUUAUUAUUAUCCGUCACCUCCGAAUGUUGCGGUUAACGAAUUAGAAUAUGGACAGGGCGGAGGAUACUAUUAAAACACAACAUUAGGAUAAUUGGAACGGAUCUAGUCAUUUCUUCAAAUUGAAUAUUUAU